Colletotrichum higginsianum IMI 349063 is the source of this 879-nucleotide messenger RNA. RefSeq lists its product as uncharacterized. The transcript has 2 exons. Lineage: Eukaryota; Fungi; Ascomycota; Sordariomycetes; Glomerellales; Glomerellaceae. Bases 1 to 879 code for a protein of 292 amino acids. The record is from RefSeq and is a predicted model, not a curated record.
AUGAUGCGACUCCUUACCCUUCUCCUGCUGGGCAUCCUCUAUCCGGCAACACUCGCCCGCUCCGAGAACCGCUUCCGCCGCCCGCCGGGUCCCGGUCCGACGGGGGACUACCGGGACAACCCCGUCUACACUCUCGGGGACGAGAUCGACCUACAGUGGGAGACGAGCUUCAAGGCCGUCGAUGUGGUGCUGUGGCAGCAGCAGCCGAAGGGCAACACGAAGCCGGCAUUUUCGAGGCUUGCGGUCAACUCAAAGGCAAAGAGCCUGGUAUGGACCGUGGGCUACGCCGGGUUCCCCUCAAAUCACGACCCGGAGCUGAGUCCGGUGUACUUUGUGCAGCUCUUCAAGACUGGAGAGACGACGGGGAACGUGACGUCGCAUUACUUCAACAUCACGAAGCCCGUGAGCACGACGUCGUUUUCGUCUUCAUCCGUGAGCAGGACACUGUCGCUUCAGACGUCGUCGACGACGAGUACCCCGUCCACCACCACCCCCGCCACUCUCGCCCUCGGACCGGCUAUCACAACAUCAUCACCUUCCCCAUCGACGACGACGAUGACGACGACAACACCAGCGUCUGAAGACCGAUUAUCCAGCGGCACGGUUGCCGGCAUCGCGGUGGGCGCGACGCUGGGGGCGAUCUUGGUUCUCGUCCUCGCCGCGUGGGUCGUCGUCCGCAGACGCGUGCUGAGGAGGAAGAUGGCGGUUCACACGCAGAGCGACAUCGUACAGUACGCCGCGCGGCAGCUGCGCGAGAAAGACGGCGUCUUCACCGUCGACACCGAGAGCCGCGAGUGCUUCGAGGUGGAGGCGCCCGGGACAAGGCACGAGAUGGCUGCCGAGCCUGUUGAGUUGGAGGAUCGGAGAGGGAGGUUGUGA